Molecule: messenger RNA, 1533 nt
Organism: Anopheles arabiensis
Lineage: Eukaryota; Metazoa; Arthropoda; Insecta; Diptera; Culicidae
Product: glutamic acid-rich protein-like
Exons: 3
Coding region: 133-1296 (387 amino acids)
Source: RefSeq, a predicted model, not a curated record
AACGAACCAAUCAGCGAGUGAGUGCAGUGAAACGAUGAAGCAAUUGUAAAGCACGAUCAAGCGUUACGUGACAAAAAGCCAGUGUAUUUGAGUGUAUUUGCGAAUUGCGGAACUAUUAUCAAACGAAAGACAAUGGUGCUAUCAACUGUGUAUUCGAGGAUCAUAAUGGUGGUGUGUUUAAUGCUAAUGCCUACAAACGUCUCCAGCUAUGCAAUAGAUCACACUGCAUCCACCGAUACAGCGACGUUGCAGGUUUUAAACGAAUUUCGGACACGGCUUGUAGCGGAAGGAGUUAUUCGUGACGCUAAAGAACUAACAAUGGAUACCUUCGAUGAGCUGGAAGUGCUUCGGCUACUUCCCAUGAUUAUCAGCUUCAUGAAGGCAAACGCUCUGUCAUCCCUCGAGCAGGACGCGUUCGAGCACAUCUACGGCAGCAUUUGGGAGCUGGUCGUUGAAGAGUCCCACCGGUAUCGGGGCCAGCCUCGCAAUGCAAUUCUUACCGCACUGCUAGCCUCACCCGAAAUACGUCAAACGUCAAAUCCCAAAACCAACGAUCCUCAACACAACUCCAUUCGCGCGCCUGCAACUUCCGCCUCCCGGGAAGCUCCCUCACAGCGAGUGCUGCACAUGGCUGCCACGAUCGUGCAAAAGUACUACCAACGCCAAACGAAGCACACCAGUGCCAGCAAACGCAAGGCCACCCAAGCACGCCGAAAUCAACCCCGGCUAAGAAGUGCCGAUGUGCGUACGAAGCAACUGUCUAGCGAUUCGAUUCGCGUCACAAUCGAACUGCCACGCUACAAACGUGCGAUCGCCAAACCCAAACAAUCGCCCACAAAACAGAAGGCGAAGGAGGAGGUGCACGAGGAGGAGAACGAGGAGGAGGACCCCGAGAUGGAGGCAAAGAUUUUGGCCGCCAUUCAGGCACAGAUUGGAAAUCCCAGCCUGGAGGAGGAAGACGAUGAAGAGGACGACGACACUGCAGCGCUUGGUGAGGAUUCAUCCGAGUACUUAGACGACGAACCCGACUACAUGGGUGUGCUUGGAGAUGAUGAUGACGACGAUGAUGAUGAUGAUGAUACCGAAGAAUAUGAAGAGGAUGAUGAUGGGCAUCUCGUUAACGGGCUGUUGCGAACGAGCAUGCAAGAUUUCGAGAAUCCUUCCUUCAACGAACUGUUGCUGUUGGCGGCCCGGCACAGAGCAGCACAGCAGCGGCGGCAAAAGCAACAGCAACACCAUCUUGCCCACCGAAUGAAACCUUCGGCGACGCUUCACAGCAGCUAUGAGGAUUACUAGCCUCGCGGUAGAUAUCGAUUGAUGUCUUCAUCAGUGAAAGGAUCAGUGAUCGAUGCCUGUUGAGUGCGAUGGGAGCGAAUCUGCAAAAGAUGUGUGGAGCAUAUCGUGUGGGUUCGCCAGUGCAGCAGCAUUAAAAUUCAAACAAAUCGUACAGAAACGUUAGCGUUAGUGGUUAAGGUUAAGGUUAGGUAAGGUUAGUGUAAGGCUUUUAUUAUUAGGUGUUAUGAAUGUUGUAAA